AUAAAAAAAAAUAAAAUAUAUAUACUCUUUCGCAAACUGCAUUCGUGGAGAAGUGGCGAAACACCAAACCAGACCUCAAAAAAAUCAAAAAAAAUCUUGAUUGUUUCUGGUGUGGAACAGAUCUACUGAUACAGUACAAAAUCAUCUUCUUGCUUACAUUUUUCAAUCCACUGACAUUAAUAUCAUCAUUGGUUGGAUCUAUUUAUAUAUAUAGACACAGAAAGAUGAACAUAUUCAGAUUAGCGGGGGACAUGACCCAUCUGGCCAGUGUUCUUGUUUUGCUUCUCAAGAUUCACACUAUCAAAUCUUGUGCUGGUGUUUCACUAAAGACUCAAGAGCUCUAUGCUCUUGUCUUCGCUACUCGCUACCUGGAUAUUUUUACUGAUUUUGUCUCGCUAUACAAUACUGUGAUGAAGCUAAUCUUCUUGGGGAGCUCUUUCUCAAUUGUUUGGUACAUAAGGCACCAUAAAAUUGUCCGCAGAUCCUAUGAUAAAGACCAGGACACCUUUCGCCACUACUUUCUUCUGCUACCUUGUUUCCUUUUGGCCCUAUUUAUACAUGAAAGGUUCACUUUCAAAGAGGUAAUGUGGACUUUUUCUUUAUAUUUGGAGGCUAUUGCCAUACUUCCUCAACUGGUGUUGCUACAAAGGACAAGAAAUAUUGACAAUUUGACAGGGCAAUAUGUGUUCCUCCUUGGUGCAUAUAGAGCACUUUAUAUCUUGAACUGGAUAUACCGCUACUUCACAGAACCACAUUUUGUUCAUUGGAUAACUUGGAUAUCUGGGCUUAUUCAGACACUGCUUUAUGCUGAUUUCUUCUACUACUACUUCCAAAGCUGGAAGAAUAACGUAAGGCUUCAGUUACCAGCUUGAGCUUCGACCUGAUUAUCUGGGCUGACUAACAUUGCUCAAGCUGUAUACACACGAAUAUAUAUGUGUCUGGUUGCAGGUUUUUAGCACUUCGUGUUCUCUCAUCAACUUUUUUAUCCUUUUUGUAAGCCUGUCAAAUGCAGAAUUAUUCUUGUUUGAUCGUGAGCUGUGUGUGAGGUUGGGUUCUUUUUUUUGAAUGAAAGGGGGGAGGGUUACCAGAUAGCACGAAAGAGUAUUCAUUAGCGGCUUAGCGCCAUAUGUUGUUUAUUACUAUACACCAAGCUAGAGAUUUGUAUAAAUUUUCGGCAUUGUUGCA
Messenger RNA from Daucus carota subsp. sativus, 1185 nucleotides. RefSeq names its product ER lumen protein-retaining receptor. Gene Ontology annotation, biological process: protein retention in ER lumen; endoplasmic reticulum to Golgi vesicle-mediated transport. The transcript is spliced from 6 exons. The record is from RefSeq and is a predicted model, not a curated record. The coding region runs from base 225 to 872 and encodes 215 amino acids. Gene Ontology annotation, cellular component: cis-Golgi network; membrane; endoplasmic reticulum. Lineage: Eukaryota; Viridiplantae; Streptophyta; Magnoliopsida; Apiales; Apiaceae. Gene Ontology annotation, molecular function: ER lumen protein retrieval receptor activity.